Molecule: messenger RNA, 6879 nt
Organism: Leopardus geoffroyi (Geoffroy's cat)
Lineage: Eukaryota; Metazoa; Chordata; Mammalia; Carnivora; Felidae
Gene: TRPM2
Product: transient receptor potential cation channel subfamily M member 2
Exons: 35
Coding region: 1043-5629 (1528 amino acids)
Biological process (GO): calcium ion transmembrane transport
Cellular component (GO): membrane; mitochondrion
Molecular function (GO): ADP-ribose diphosphatase activity; ligand-gated calcium channel activity
Source: RefSeq, a predicted model, not a curated record
UGUUUGGUCAGCAGCCUGUUUCACGUACUGCUUCCCCUUCACCGACGUUCCCACAGAGGCCCUGGGAUACUCGGAAGCCAAAGUCAGACCGCCCGUGCCUGCCCCCCCAGAGCUCGGCGUGAUUGCUGUCUCUUGAAAUAUUAACUGAUCCUCCGCCGUGUGCUUUCGGUCAGUGGAAUGGCUCUCAGGCCAGAAGGCCCCCCAGGGAAGGAGCGCUAGCCCAGAGUCUGGGCACGGCUGCUAAAAACCAGCUGCAGACACCGGUGGGUCUCUGCUUGCUUUGCCUGUUAACGAAGGUCUAAGACCCCUCCCGGGGGCGGUGGCAAGCCAGCUCCUGCGGCGGGUGCCGGCCGAAGGCCUGGGCUGCCGGACUCUGACAACGCAGCAGUGACAGGGGGGCGCCUCCUGCAGGUGAGAGCCUCCAAUCAGCCGUCACACCCCCGCUGCUGUCCACCCUUUACCUCCACGGUGCUGACCGCUUCAGAGGAGGGCUCCAACCACCUUUGUGCCCAUCAAAGUGCCUUGAGAAAUCCAUCAAGCACUGCCCUACGUAAGGGGCUCUGAUGGGUUCUGAUGGGCCACAGGGGUCCUGUGGGCCCAUGGCGCUGUGGCUCACCCCUCUGUGGAGAGGCAGGGGCAGAUAAAGGCCAGGCACCUUCCAGUGGAGGGUGUCAUGGGCAGGAAUCUGAACACUAGGUCAGCACGCCCAGGGGAGGAAAUGAGGGCGUGGUCAGGCGGCCAGCAGUCAGCUGGCAGAGGUGCAGGGCCCGGGAGUGGCAUUGUGCCACUGUGGGGGGCAUUGUGCACUGGCAUCUGGGAAGGAGAGGGCAGUGGUCUUUGUGAGCCCACCCUCGCCCCCACUCCCCGUCCCUGCCCAACGCGGUUCCGUGGGGCCUUUCAAGGAGAAGCCGGCUGCUCCUCCCUCAGGAGGCAGCAGCCCUCCAUGGUGUGUUUCCAGAACCUUCAGCCUCACGAGCUGGAGUAAAGGCUGUCCUGAAGGAGGGAGGAGACCGUGGCAGCUGGAGUGGAGGCAGCCCUCACGAUGGAGCCCCCCACCCUGAGGAAAGCCGGCUCCAAGCAGGAGGAGGCCUUUGGGGUGCAGCCCCGGAGGGUCGCUGACCUGGGCACGGUCCCCAGUCUCCGGCGCAGCAACAGCAGCCUGCGCAAGGUCAGGAGGUCCCAGAACCUCUUUGGCAACAGUGAGAAGCAAGAAAAUCUCAGUUCGUGGAUCCCCGAAAAUAUCAAGAAGAAGGAAUGCAUAUACUUUGUGGAGAGCCCCAAACUGUCUGACGCUGGGAAGGUGGUGUGUGAGUGCGGCUACACACGCCAGCAGCACUUGGAGGAGGCUACCAGGCCCCACACUUGGCAGGGCAAGGAUUGGGACCCAAAAAAGCAUGUCCAGGAGAUGCCAACGGACGCCUUUGGUGACAUUGUUUUCACGGGCCUGGGCCAGAAGGUGGGGAAGUACGUUCGCCUCUCCCAGGACACGCCCCCCAGCGUGAUCUACCACCUGAUGACCCAGUAUUGGGGCCUGGACGUCCCCAACCUCCUCAUCUCAGUGACAGGCGGGGCCAAGGACUUCAACAUGAAGCCCAGGCUGAAGAGUGUCUUCCGAAGAGGCCUGGUCAAGGUGGCCCAGACCACAGGGGCCUGGAUCAUCACCGGCGGCUCCCACACGGGUGUGAUGAAACAGGUGGGCGAGGCGGUGCGUGACUUCACGCUGAGCAGCAGCCACAACGAAGGAGAAGUCGUCACCGUCGGAGUGGCCACGUGGGGCACCGUGCACAACCGUGAAGACCUGAUCCACCCCUCGGGCGGCUUUCCUGCCGAGUACGUCAUGGACGAGGAAAGCCAAGGGCACCUGACCUGCCUGGACAGUAACCACUCCCACUUCAUCCUUGUGGACGACGGGACCCACGGCCGCUACGGGGUCGAGAUUCCCCUGAGGACGAGGCUGGAGAAGUUCAUAUCAGAGCAGACAAAGGAAAGAGGAGGAGUGGCCAUCAAGAUCCCCAUAGUCUGUGUGGUGCUGGAGGGGGGGCCCGGCACACUGCACACCAUCUAUAACGCCAUCACCAACGGCACCCCCUGCGUGGUGGUGGAGGGCUCGGGCCGCGUGGCCGACGUCAUCGCCCAGGUGGCCGGCCUGCCCAUAUCUGAGGUCACCAUCUCCCGGAUCCAGCAGAAGCUGAGUGUGUUCUUCCAGGAGGUGUUUGAGACCCUCACUGAGAGCAGGAUUGCGGAAUGGACCAAGAAGAUCCAAGACAUCGUGCGGAGGCGGCAGCUGCUGACCAUCUUCCGGGAAGGCAAGGAUGGCCAGCAGGACGUGGACGUGGCCAUCCUGCAGGCCUUGCUGAAAGCCUCUCGGAGCCAUGACCACUUUGGCCACGAGAACUGGGACCACCAGCUGAAGUUAGCGGUGGCGUGGAACCGCGUGGACAUCGCCCGGAGCGAGAUCUUCACUGACGAGCGGCAGUGGAAGCCUUCAGAGCUGCACCCCGUGAUGACGGCCGCCCUCAUCUCCAACAAGCCCGAGUUCGUGAAGCUCUUCCUGGAGAACGGGGUGCAGCUGAAGGAGUUGGUCACGUGGGACACCCUGCUGUACCUGUACCAGAACCUGGACCCCUCCUGCCUGUUCCACAGCAAGCUUCAGAAGGUGCUGGCCGAGGAGCCGGAGCGGCCGGUCUGCGCGCCCCCCGCCCCCCGUGUGCAGAUGCACCACGUGGCUCAGGUGCUCCGGGAGCUGCUGGGGGACUUCACGCAGCCGCUGUACCCCCGGCCCCGGACCGGCGACCGACCGCGGCUCCUGCUUCCCGUGCCGAACAUCAAGCUAAACGUGCAGGGAGUGAGUCUCCGGUCCCUCUACAAGCGUUCACCAGGCCACGUGGCCUUCACCAUGGACCCAGUCCGUGAUCUUCUCAUUUGGGCCAUCAUCCAGAACCGUCGGGAGCUGGCAGAAAUCAUCUGGGCACAGAGCCAGGACUGCAUUGCCGCGGCCUUGGCCUGCAGCAAGAUCCUGAAGGAACUGUCUAAGGAGGAGGAGGACACGGACAGCUUGGAGGAGAUGCUGGCGCUCGCUGACGAGUAUGAACACAGAGCCAUCGGGGUGUUCACCGAGUGCCACCGGAAGGAUGAGGACCGAGCUCAGAAGCUGCUCACCCGCGUGUCGGAGGCCUGGGGCAAGACCACCUGCCUGCAGCUAGCCCUGGAGGCCAAGGACAUGAAGUUCGUGUCUCACGGAGGCGUCCAGGCCUUUCUAACCAAGGUGUGGUGGGGCCAGCUCUGCGUGGACAACGGGCUCUGGCGGGUGAUCGUGUGUAUGCUGGCCUUCCCGUUGCUCUAUACCGGCCUCAUCUCCUUCAGGGAGAGGAGGCUGCAGGCCGGGCCGGGUCUGCCCCGGGUCCGAGCCUUCUUCAAUGCCCCCGUGGUCAUCUUCCACCUCAACAUCCUGUCCUACUUUGCCUUCCUCUGCCUGUUCGCCUACGUGCUCAUGGUGGACUUCCAGCCCACACCCUCGUGCUGCGAGUACCUCAUUUACUUCUGGCUCUUCUCCCUCGUGUGCGAGGAGCUGCGGCAGCUCUUCUGUGACCCUGACGAGUUCGGGCUGAUGAAGAUGGCCCUCCUGUACUUCAGUGACUUCUGGAAUAAACUGGACAUCGGUGCCAUCUUGCUGUUCAUAGCAGGACUGACCUGCAGGCUCAUACCAGCGUUGCUGUACCCCGGGCGCAUCAUCCUCUCUCUGGACUUCAUCAUGUUCUGCCUCCGGCUGAUGCACAUUUUCACCAUCAGUAAGACACUGGGGCCCAAGAUCAUCAUCGUGAAGCGGAUGAUGAAGGACGUCUUCUUCUUCCUCUUCCUGUUGGCGGUGUGGGUGGUGUCUUUCGGGGUGGCCAAGCAGGCCAUCCUCAUCCACAACGAGAGCCGGGUGGACUGGAUCUUCCGGGGGGUCGUCUACCAGUCGUACCUCACCAUCUUCGGCCAGAUGCCGGCCUAUAUCGACGGUGUGAACUUCAGCCUGGACCAGUGCAGCCCCAAUGGCACAGAUCCCUACAAGCCCAAGUGCCCGGAGAGCGAUGCCGUCCGGCACGAGCCUGCCUUCCCCGAGUGGCUGACGGUCAUCCUGCUCUGCCUGUACCUGCUCUUCACCAACAUCCUGCUGCUGAACCUCCUCAUCGCCAUGUUCAACUACACAUUCCAGCAGGUCCAGGAGCACACGGACCAGAUCUGGAAGUUCCAGCGUCACGACCUGAUAGAGGAGUACCAGGGCAGGCCCCCCGCGCCGCCCCCCUUCAUCCUCCUCAGCCACCUGCAUCUCUUCAUCAAGAGGGUGGUCCUGAAGAUCCCCGCCAGGCGGCGCAAGCAGCUCAAGAGCAAGCUGGAGAAGAACGAGGAGGCCGCCCUUCUGUCCUGGGAGAUCUACCUGAAAGAGAGCUACCUGCAGAACCAGCAGUACCAGCAGAAGCAGAGGCCGGAGCAGAAGAUUCAAGACAUUGGCAAUAAGGUCAGCACCAUGGUGGACCUGCUGGAAAUGGAAAGUCUGAAGCGCUCAGGCUCCAUGGAGCAGAGACUGGCCUCCCUGGAGGAGCAGGAGUUUCUUUGCUCUGGGAGGAGCAAGAACCAUGGGGAGCCUCGGUGGGCAGUCACGCACCACCUUCCUGCGGCUCAGGUGGCCCAGACGUCCAGAGCGCUGCACUGGGUCAUGAAGGCCCUGAGGGACGGCGGCUUCGGUUCAGAGGAGGGCAUCCCCGCCCCGGCACCCCAGAAGGCCUCGGAGGGGCAGGACCUCGAGCCGGACGGCAGACAGGAGGAGGAGGACGUGGGCGACACCCACCACGUGAACGCCCGGCACCUCCUGUACCCCAACUCCCACGUCACCCGUUUCCCCGUGCCCAACGAGAAGGUGCCCUGGGAGACGGCGUUUCUCAUCUACGACCCGCCCUUUUACACAGACGACAGGAAGGACAGGGGCUUGGUGGACCCCGUGGGAAACGCCCUGGAGCCUCUGUCCGGGAUCAGCUACAACGCCGUGGACGGACCCAUAGACCGGCGGAGCUUCCACGGGGCCUACGUGGUUCAGGACGGGCUCCCUCUGAACCCCAUGGGCCGCACAGGACUGCGUGGACGUGGAAGCCUCUGUUGCUUUGGACCCAACCACACGCUGCAGCCUGUGAUCACCCGGUGGAGGCGGAACCAGGGUGGAGCCAUCUGCAGGAAAAGCAUAAAGAAAAUGCUCGAAGUGCUGGUCGUAAAGCACUCCCUCUCAGAACACUGGGCCUUGCCAGGGGGCUCCCGGGAACCAGGAGACAUACUGCCCCGGAAGCUGAAGCAGGUCCUCCGUAGAGAGUUCUGGUCUUCCUUCCAGAACUUGCUGACGCAGGGCACAGAGGUAUACAGAGGGUACGUGGACGACCCAAGGAACACGGACAACGCCUGGAUUGAGACCGUGGCCGUCAGCAUCCACUUCUCAGACCAGAGUGACAUGGACCUGAAGAGGCUGAAUUCUCACCUGCAUGCCUGUGACCCCGGGAUGUCCGUCCGAUGGCAGGUCGUGGACAGGCGCAUCCCGCUGUAUGCCAACCACAAGACCAUCCUCCAGAAGGUGGCCACUCUGUAUGGGGCUUUCUACUGACCCGUGGACUCUGGCCGGGCCCCGAUGCCCGGGGCGGGUGAGGCUGGUCUACCCACAGCCCCCUUGGAAGCUCGGCUGCCAGGGACUCAGGCCGAGGCCGGCCACCCAAGGCACGGGCCGCCCUGGGCCUCGGAUGGGCAAGGGGCUGCUGCUGGGACACCUCGCGGUGUGGUCUGGGAAUCUGCUGCUUCUCACAGCCACCUCGAGUCACUGAGCAGGCGAGCCUGUGAGUUGGAGGGCGUCAGGGCGCCCUAAGAGGAGAGCCGAGGCAGGGCACGGGCCGGCUCUGGUCACACGGCCAUUCCUCACGGCCGGCGUGGCUCCUGGGAUCCCGCCAGCCAUGGCUGCCCCUGGCGGCCUCAGCCCUCAGCCCAAGUGACUCCCUCCUGGUCAUGUCGUGAGCAGCUCGCCCACCACCAGAUGUGCAUUGGCCCAAGGCCCGCAUUUCCUGCACAGUUGGGACUGUGGCCUUGUCCUGGAGCCCACACCCCAGAGGUGGCACCCACCGUGACUUCACUCGGACCCUCACCUGCCCUGGGGUGGGGCCCCGUGGGAGCCUCAGUUCACUGCCUUGGCCUCUCAGGGCUGAGCCCCUUUGAGGGGCAAGAGCCAGGCGAGCACAUGCCUUCUCUGGGGGUCAAAGUGUGUCUGCCUCUGUGCUGUCCUGGGGAUCUGGGCAGGGGCUCUCCACGCACAGCGCUCCCUGUGAGCCCAGGGCGGGGCAGGCGGUGGGCCUAGAUGGUGGGGGCGCCGCUCUGCUCAGUGUCCAUGACUCACAAGCCAUCAGCAUAAACCGCCAACAGUCAUCAGGGCCAGGAUAUCGUAAAACCCAACAUUAAAUCUGUUGCCCGUACCAGCCCGGCCAGCCUCUCUGUCUUCCCUACAGACGAAGUUACAGACAUGGGCAGUGGUCAGGGGGCUGUGUCUGGGCCAUUGAGACCUCUUCCGGCCCGCGGCCCAGCUGCCUGUGGCCCGAGGGCGUCUCCCGUGGCCAUCUCCCCCCGGGUUCCUCCCCUUGGACACCCUGCAGGCUCCUCGGGCCCAGACCAGUCCACCCCCACCGGCCCCCCGUUUUUCAUCCUCCUGGACCCGCCUCCAGCAUGGCCCCCGGUGCCCAGGCUGGGACUCGGCAAGGCCACGCCCUGUCCGUGGCUGCCCACGCCCAGGUGUGGGGGGGCCUUGGUUUUUUAUCUAGACUCCCAACUAGCAUCCAACUGGCAGCACCGAAUAAAAACAUUUUAGAAUGGAAA